AUGGCUCCUAGAGGCUCAAAGCCGAAAAGUACGACCGGAAUAGUUUCCAGCAAAGAUCAGACCAAAGAGAUCACACUUGCUCCUCCGCGGCGACGCAGCAGUCGUGUUCAGACUCACCAAAAUGACUUUGAAGCAAAGCCAAAUUCAACAACAGAAACGGAGAAGAAACCAAAGCGUAGUGUAAAACACGCUUUGAAAACUGAAAUCAGCUCUAGUUCGGACCAACCGAAGGAAGUGAAAAGACAAACGCCCAAAAAGGAGAACACUCCUCCUGAAACCGGUUCAGAUGUUUUAUCACAUAACACGGCGGAGGUGGAACUACCAGCAACUCUAGAGGGCAAGCGAAAACGCAAGAGAAACACAGGUUAUGGUUUCUCGCCUUACCCGGAUUACCACCGUCCAACACCACAAGAAUGUGAAGAAGUUCAUCGGCUACUCGCCGAAGCCCAUGGCCGCGUCAAGCCAAGGACUGGACACAUGGCUCCUGUGAGAGGACGCGCUACUUGUGGCGAUGUUGAGCUACUCCUUGAUGCACUACUGAGAACGCUUCUCAGUGCCAACACCUCUAAUACGAACUCAAAUGCCGCUGUCACUUCUUUGGAGAAUACUUUCCCCGUCCCAGAGGGGAAGAAUGUAACUAUUGACUGGGCUGCGGUACAUGAAGCGACACAGAGUAAACUCGCCGAUGCACUUGCAUGUGGUGGGCUUCAAAAUGUGAAAGCAGGAUAUAUCAAGAAAACGCUACAGAAAGUUUUUGAUCAGAAUAUUCAGAGACGUGAUGCACUUCUCGCGGAACAGAAAACGGGUGUCGAAGCCGAUAUCCCUGGGGUAUCUACUCUCUCUUCGGAACAAAAGGCUGCGGAGAUUGCCCUUAUUUCUGAAGACCCAUUCUCCCUUGAGUGGGUGCGAGAAUUGGAAACAGCGGACGUCAUGGAAACACUAAUCAAAUUCCCGGGAAUUAGUUUCAAAACAGUCUCGUGUGCGAUACUUUUCAAUUUAAGGCGUCCAGCCUUCGCCGUAGACACUCAUGUCCACAGAAUGUGUAAAUGGCUCGGAUGGGUUCCCACGGGACCUGAUCAGCCAAAAGAUCAUCCAGAUAAGACGUUCUUUCACAUAGAUCUUCACGUUCCGGAUCACCUAAAACAUGCAUUACAUGUGCUGUUCAUUCGACAUGGAAAGAAGUGUUACCACUGCAAAGCGAAUACGAGUGUCGGCACCACAGCGUGGGAUGCAGUCGUCUGCCCAAUCGAACAUUUAUUAACUCGCAAAGAGCCAAAGAAACAGCCUGGCUACAGGCCAAGCGCCAGCGAAGCCAAAAAGCAAAUGAAAGAACUUGAGGAGGAAGACUCGGCGGAUGACAUUGAAGAGCUCAAUGGGUUGAAGCAAGAAGGGAAUGAAGAAACAGAGGGUAAUGAUUUUGAGGCAACCUUAGAGCCCCCAAAGCCUAAACGCAUGCGAAAGCUUGACAAAAGCCCACUGGCAAAGAGGGUGAGAAAUCGAGCACCUAAAUAG
Molecule: messenger RNA, 1512 nt
Organism: Glarea lozoyensis ATCC 20868
Lineage: Eukaryota; Fungi; Ascomycota; Leotiomycetes; Helotiales; Helotiaceae
Product: DNA-glycosylase
Exons: 1
Coding region: 1-1512 (503 amino acids)
Biological process (GO): base-excision repair
Molecular function (GO): catalytic activity
Source: RefSeq, a predicted model, not a curated record